GCCAGCGUGGCGCAGUGGCUUGCGCCUUGGACUCUGGCUCUGGAGAGCAGGGUUCGAAUCCCACUGAGGGGCAAGUCACCCCACUCUCUGCUCGCUCUCUCUGAAGGCACUGGCCCCCAAGAGAAGGGGGAAAGGGCUUGCAGGCAGGGAGCUGGAGGCGGCGUCUCCUCCUGGGAAGCCCUGCCUGCCUCCUUGGCUCCCUCGCCUCCUUGGCCCCAGCUCCAGGGCUCCUGCUGCUGCCGCUGCCGCUGCCUCUCCUGCUCCUUCUCCAGCCAGGGGCCAUGCGGCGGGCGCCCCUGCUCCUGCUGCCCCUCCUGGCCGCCGCCUGCGCCCCUCUCGCCGCAGGUCUAACAUGUGUGUGCCAAUGGUGUGAAAAAACAAACUUCACUUGUGAAACAGAGGGGGCCUGUUGGACUUCAGUCAUGCUAACAAAUGGUCGGCAAGAGGUAAUAAAGGCAUGUGUGACGCUACCACAGCUGAAGGCACAAAUCUUCUGCCAUAGCUCUAAGAACAUAACCAGGACAGAAUGCUGCUAUACUGAUUUCUGCAACAACAUUACCAUUCACUUGCCCACAGGUCAAGAUACUUCAAGCAAAACUAAGCUGGGUCCUGUGGAGCUAACAGUGAUUAUAACCGUACCAGUAUGUGUCUUGUGUAUAGCUUUAAUGGUGACUGUGUACACAUGCCAAGGCCACAACUGUAAACUGAAGAAGAAAAAAAGGCCCAAUAUUGAAGAACCUCUCUCUGAAUACAAUCUGGUGAAUCCAGGAAAAACCCUCAGAGACCUCAUUUUUGAUAUGACAACAUCAGGUUCUGGAUCUGGUUUACCUCUGCUUGUACAAAGAACAAUUGCCAGGACUAUCGUACUUCAAGAGCUAGUAGGAAAAGGUCGAUUUGGUGAAGUCUGGCGUGGAAAAUGGUGUGGUGAAGAUGUAGCUGUGAAGAUCUUCUCCUCAAGAGACGAGAGGUCUUGGUUUCGUGAAGCAGAAAUCUAUCAGACAAUCAUGCUGAGGCAUGAAAAUAUCUUGGGGUUUAUUGCUGCUGAUAACAAGGACAAUGGUACUUGGACUCAGCUGUGGCUUGUAUCUGAAUACUAUGAGCAAGGCUCAUUGUUUGACUACUUAAACAGCAACACUGUCACGGCUGAUGGGAUGAUUAAAUUGACCUUCUCCAUAGCAAGUGGCCUUGCACACCUUCACAUGGAGAUUGUUGGCACACAAGGCAAGCCAGCAAUUUCACACAGAGAUCUGAAAUCUAAAAACAUUUUAGUCAAAAGGAAUGAAACCUGUGCCAUUGCUGACCUGGGUCUGGCUGUGAAGCAUGAUUCUGUGUUAAACACAAUAGAUAUACCUCAGAAUCCAAGAGUGGGGACCAAGAGGUACAUGGCUCCAGAAAUACUCGAUGACACAAUGAACAUGAAUAUCUUUGAAUCUUUCAAGCGGGCGGAUAUCUACUCUCUUGGGCUAGUGUACUGGGAGAUAUCCCGAAGAUGUUCAGUUGGAGGAAUUGUAGAAGAGUACCAGUUACCUUAUUAUGAUGUUGUGCCUUCUGAUCCUUCAAUCGAUGAUAUGCGAAAGGUGGUUUGUGAACAAAAACUUAGACCAAAUAUCCCAAAUCAGUGGCAAAGCUGUGAGGCACUCAGAAUAAUGGGUCGCAUCAUGCGUGAGUGCUGGUAUACCAGUGGGGCAGCUCGACUGACAGCACUUCGCAUCAAGAAGACUAUUUCUCAGCUCUGUGUGCGAGAAGAUUCCAAAACUUAAGUCUACACACCCUGCAGAAAAGGAGAAGGAAGAAAAUCAUGUUCAUGUUUCUGCCUCUUUUUUGAUUUUGCUCUACCUCACAUGAUACUAAAUACAGUAUUUAAGAGACCAAAUCCCAGGAUACAGGAAAGUAGCUUCUUUAGUGGUUCCAAUUCAUUCAAGUUUUUUUCUUUGGUGGCAGAAGGGUUCAGAUUUUCAAGUGUUUCCUCCACCCACCCACCCCCACACACUUUUGGGGUGGGAUUGUAGGUGACCAGC
Sceloporus undulatus (fence lizard) is the source of this 2018-nucleotide messenger RNA. It is a transcript of the gene ACVR1C, whose product is annotated as activin A receptor type 1C. Bases 282 to 1760 code for a protein of 492 amino acids. The transcript is spliced from 9 exons. Gene Ontology annotation, cellular component: activin receptor complex; plasma membrane. NCBI's taxonomy places the organism in Eukaryota, Metazoa, Chordata, Lepidosauria, Squamata, Phrynosomatidae. Gene Ontology annotation, biological process: protein phosphorylation; activin receptor signaling pathway; cellular response to growth factor stimulus. Gene Ontology annotation, molecular function: ATP binding; activin receptor activity, type I. The record is from RefSeq and is a predicted model, not a curated record.